This is a messenger RNA of Pyrenophora tritici-repentis Pt-1C-BFP, 459 nucleotides long. Its product is annotated as mitochondrial 37S ribosomal protein uS19m. Gene Ontology annotation, biological process: translation; ribosomal small subunit assembly. Gene Ontology annotation, molecular function: structural constituent of ribosome; RNA binding. The record is from RefSeq and is a predicted model, not a curated record. Lineage: Eukaryota; Fungi; Ascomycota; Dothideomycetes; Pleosporales; Pleosporaceae. Gene Ontology annotation, cellular component: mitochondrial small ribosomal subunit; ribosome; cytosolic small ribosomal subunit.
GACCGCAUCUUUCACGCCUCACGCAGCAAUGUUUCCUACGCGAGCCCUCUGCGCUCGGUCAGUCUGGAAAGGCCCCAACAUCGUCGCCCUACCGAUAGUACAGAAGAAGGCAGGCGAACGUGUACCACCAAUCAAGACACAAGCCCGCUCAGCGACGAUAUUACCCAACUUUGUCGGCCUGAAGUUCCAGAUACACAAUGGCAAGAGCUACUCGGACCUUACCAUAACAGAGGAUAUGGUCGGGCACAAGCUCGGAGAAUUUGCGCCAACACGGAAGCAGUUCACAUACAAGCAAACGAAAAACAAAUGAGGAGGGUCUGCACGCGCAUGGAACGGGAGUUUGGGUAUCGAUUUGGGUUAUCUAGAAGCCACUCUGUACUGCUAUUGUACAAAUAUGAUGAGCCCUGUAGUGGGUAAAUAUCCUGAUAUCCUGAUAGAGAGAGAGAAAGCCCUUGCGCC